This is a messenger RNA of Acanthaster planci (crown-of-thorns starfish), 6060 nucleotides long. Its product is annotated as toll-like receptor 2. Gene Ontology annotation, biological process: inflammatory response; immune response; toll-like receptor signaling pathway. Gene Ontology annotation, cellular component: plasma membrane. Lineage: Eukaryota; Metazoa; Echinodermata; Asteroidea; Valvatida; Acanthasteridae. Gene Ontology annotation, molecular function: protein binding; transmembrane signaling receptor activity. The record is from RefSeq and is a predicted model, not a curated record.
CUUCGCCGUUUGCUUUUUUCCCACCCUGGCCGAAAGCUUGAUCGAAUUUCACAAUUUUCAGUUUCCCUUGUUGAUCAGUUUGAACAAGGUGCACUUUUUUUCAGCUCAUAAAAGUGGCAUAACUACAGUUGAGGUGCAUUUCACUUCUCAGUGAAGUAAAGACAUAAUCUGGUUUCCUCGCUCAGACGGCCAUUGUGUGGCACAUUACCACCCUCACCAUGAAGUGCGUGCCCACACUUCUUGUUCUCCUCGUUUUUGUCCAUCAAGCAGCUUCUUUCUUCAGUUUUCUGUCGGUGGGCCAGAACUCUCAUCAACAGCAUUUGGCAAAAUUUCCUUGCAAGAUCGUCAAUUCCACCUUCGUUGACUGCCGGAACCGGGGUCUCUUGACUGUCCCAGCUGGGAUUCCGCAAACAGCCCAAACCCUGCUGCUAUCUCACAACCGGAUCCACAUCUUCAACAGCACAUCUCUGGCAGGACUUGUCAACCUUAGGCUCUUAAACCUGUCCUACAAUACACUCUACAAAAUUGAACGAGCCUACUUUGCCGACCAGAAGCAGUUAAGACAUCUCUAUCUCUCCCGCAAUGAGAUCAACAAAAUACCAGGGGAUGCAUUCGCAUCCCUCACUAAACUAGAGACACUGGACUUGUCAUGGCAGAACAACCACAUAAGGAGUGGCUUUCCAGAGUUUCUGGUCCCAAUUGAUAGGACUCUUACAACAUUGCUGCUUAAGAAGACUAUGAUAAAGACAGCAGAUUUUGGUAGGCACUUGAAUCUCACGUCACUCAAGGUGCUCAACUUGGCUGCAAAUGGCUUCACAGGCCUUGGCAGAAAUUACUUCCAAGCAAUGACUGGCUCAAAACUGCAAGUGCUUGAUCUGUCUCGGAAUUCCUUCUCAAGCAUUGAUACAGCCACUUUCUCUCAUUUUCUUGAAGUAGGACUUUUGGAUUUGACCAACUCUUUUGCUAAAACACCUCCGCAAUCUUCUCUCUUGGCAAACGUAAGUGCAGCUGUGGCUUCCUCUGAAGUUCAGAAGCUGGCCUUAUGUUCCUUAAGUCUGACGAACUUGACCUCAUCAAUGUUUGCUGGUCUUGAAAACUCCAAACUUGAGGAAUUGGACCUUUCCCAAAAUGAAAUAGCUGAGUUGCGUGACACUAGCUUUGGUACUCAUCUUGUUCACCUGAAGGUUUUGAAACUGUACAAGAACUCAAUAGCAGCUAUCAGCCCUGAGGCACUGUCUGGCCUUACCUCUCUGGAAUUCUUAAAUCUGGAAAGCAAUUCACUGAAAGAGAUAACACCAGGCAUUUUUAAGUACAACGAAAGACUUCAAACUCUGUCCCUUAAUGAUAAUUUGAUUGCUUCACUGUCUCAAGAUGGUUCAUUCAAAGGGCUUAUCAACUUGCAGUAUCUCUAUGCGUCAAAGAACAGGAUUUCACAGACCCUAACUGGUGAUGAAUUCCAGGAUCUGAAAAACCUUACUGAGCUGGACUUGAGUGAGAGCCAACUGAAGGGUAGACACAUUAAGCUUCAGAGAGACUCCUUCAAGACACCCUCUAAACUGAAGAUCCUGAAUCUGAAGAAGGCAUGCCUCUGGAAUGUUGAGAGUGCACCUUCACCGUUUGCAGCUGUGCCGGGACUUCUUUCUUUAGAUAUGAGCAAUAAUAAUAUGGAUCACUUUCAUCAGGAUACUUUUGUUGCCCUGAAAUCACUGGAGACAUUGUACCUGGACCAUAACCAUUUUGACAACCUGUGGCACCCUCCUCUCUCCCACCAGACUCCUAGAAUGUUUCUGAGAAAACUCUCCUCUCUGCAGAGGCUCGAUCUUUCUUCAAAUGGUUUCCAAAGUGUCCCUGUUGGUGCCUUCAGUGACUUGGGACAUCUCAGAACACUACAUCUGGGUGACAACCAGCUGUCAACAAUCUCUGGCAGAGUGUUUGACGGUCUGAAGGAGCUAGAGUAUCUGGAUCUUCACAAGAACCACAUCAACGUUGUCAACAAAACCAUGCUGACACCGGUGCUGAAGACACUCAAGAUCUUAUACAUCUGUGGCAAUCCAUUUUCCUGUGGCUGUGAACAAGAAUGGUUUCGCAACUUCAUUGACACCACUCACAUUUUAAUAGGUAACUUGACCACCUGUUUGUGUGCUUCACCUCCAAACAUGAGAAAUAAGCUUCUGAUUAGUUUCCAUCCUGAGGAUUUGAACUGCGAUCACAAGUUACCACUGAAGGACUGGAUUGGCAUAGGUGUUGGAAGCUUCUCGUUCCUUCUGUUAGUUUCUGGGAUGGUCAUCUAUCGAUGGCAGAUGUACUAUGUCUACUUAGUGGUGAGGGCAAACUAUCAUCGAUCAAGACGGCACAAGGAUUACCAACAGAUUUUUGACUAUGAUGCCUUCAUCUCCAACAGCAGUGCAGAUGAAGAAUGGGUAAUGGAGACAUUAAUACCAGAGCUUGAAACCGGACCCGAUCCAUUCAAACUCUGCCAUCACCGACGAGACUUUGAGCCGGGGAAGGAGAUUGUCGACAACAUCAUUGAGUCAGUUGACCGCAGUCGCCGCACCAUUUGUAUCAUAUCUGAGGGCUACUUGGAGAGCAAUUGGUGCAGAUAUGAGAGGCGCAUGACAAUGAGCAAGCUGUUCAUUGACUAUGAAGAUGUCCUGAUUCUGAUCAUCUUGGGCGACAUCCCUGACAAGAAGUUGUCCAAAUACGAUCUCAUCCAUCGCGCAAUUAAGAAGAAGACUUACCUAAAAUGGCCAGCCAAUGUCAAUGAGAGGCCUGUGUUCUGGCAGCGCUUGAAGGAUGUUUUGAACGAAGAUCGCAACCCAGACAGACGUGAGGUAAUUGCAUGAUUCUCAAAUAUCCCCUGGAAACAUCCCCUCAAAACAUCCCAAGAUGUAGAAGAUUUGCUUACUGAGGAGAGGGCGUUUUGCAUUGAGUUUUAAGGUUCACUUGUUUGAAAUUGUGUUUCAAUCAUUUUUCCAAGUACUGUGUGAUGAAAUUGUUUUUGUGAUGAGUCAAAGCCUAGUCACAGACCUGAUUGAGUUUAUUGCCAUUAAUUAGCUUUCAACAACAAAUUACGAUCCAUUAUUCAUAAAUACGUAAGACAGUGUAGUUAUUGAAGACAGUUAGCUGAUAAAAGCUAGGCCAGUAAUAAUGGAGACAGGAGCUAGUGUUUGCAUAUGGAAUCUGAAAUUUUGUGUUUGCUGAUGCUGUUGAUGUGUGCCAUAGAGAAAUGCUUGUUCAAGUUAAGUCACAUUCAACGUAUGUACCUAAAUAGUUUAGGUAAUUUCAUAGAUUAUUAUAAUUUUUGUAACUGCAUGAAUCUCAAAUUUACUGAUAAAUAAGUUGGUGGGUUUUCUUUUUUGUGGUGCUGGGACAAAAAAUUAUGCAUACUUUUUUUAGUUUUAAUGGGGGCUGAAGACAGUUUUAAGGAAACUAUGAAACUAGCAAAAUUUAGGGACCUUUUUGCUAGAAAUCUUAGAUAAAAAUGUAAUUUCUAUUGCAAAUUUGGACACGUACCUGCAUCAAUUGCCUUGUAAAUGUAAAGAAAAGGAUAACUGAACAGUGCAAUAGUUUCAUGUUAUAACUCUGCUUUGGACCCCAGUCAGGGGGGCUGUGUAAUCUCUUUCCUCCACUUAGAUCCAAUUCCUUUGAUAAACAAAAGCAUCAACAACCUCUUAGCUGUUUAAACUUGAAAGAAAUAUUGGGCCCAGAGGAAAACAGGAUGCACAGAGUUAUGCCAGUAACCAGGGGGACGGAAAAUAUUAUUUCCAACAUGGAAUUGUAAAAUGGAGUUCAGUGUUUGUGUGUUGGAAUAGAAUUUGAUACACAAACCCUGUUCAUCUCUUUACUGGCAUGCAAUUAACUUAUUUUAAAGCUACCGCAUAAAUGAAAUACAGUGAAAUAAUGUGCAUACAUUGUGUAAAACACUGACUCCCAAAAUGUACUUGCAAAUUUAUAUAUAACUUUAUUGAAAUUUAUUUCUGAACUGUUUGGCUUCUUGAAAUAGUUUACCUGCAUUACUAUCGUUAAGGUGCUUUAUAAAUGUGGGCAUUCAGUUAUUGCAAUAUUAGACGAUACGUGAUGUGUGCUUGUACUUGCUACAUGUACCGUACUCAAUGCUUAAUGACAUUUCACACAACUUUCUUAUCAUGUAAAUGUAGGUUGAUUCACAUAGAUUAACUACAACUUUAUAUGUUUAUCUGUUUGGCUCAUGCCCCACUAUAAAAAAAAGAGGAUGAAUAGAUAUUGAACAAAAACAAAAACUUGUCCCCCAAAAAACCCACACCACUUAAAGCUGGUGCCCCCAUAAGAUGCUGGUACCCUCUCUGUGCCCCCGCCAUAGUAACAUCCUAGCUACAUGUACGCCACUGUCAUCAGUGUAGUGGAAUUUUAGGUUUUUAUCCUUUAUCUUGUGUUUCCCUUAUCUUCUCCUGGGUUGUCCUGAAGAUGUGGCCUAGAAUUAUUCAACUUUUAAAAUCAUAAUCAGUGGUUAUCAACUUUGUUAUUUGAUUUCUAGCAUGUGUGCUGUCUUGUAUGCAACCAAUCCUCGGACUAAAGAACUGACCAUUUUUGUUUACAAAUCUUUGGGAAGAUUUUGAGAAAUUGUAAUUUUAGAAGUACCUGUAUCAAGCUAAUUUCUGACAAAAGGUAGCACUAAAUAAAUGGAAAUUGGACAUCGUAAAGCUCCUCUGUUUACUCUCUGAGGCGAGAAAAGUGUUUAUUCUCACAACCAUUAUAAAGCUUGAGAAAAUUUAGGCGGGGGGGGGGAGAUAUGGAAUGUUAAGCCAGUCAUGAGACAAGACAACAUCGCUGAGGCCCACAUAUUGGACCAGAUAAGCGAGGUCAUACUUUGUCCUGCUGAUCUCUUUAUCAGCACGUGAUGAAAAUUUUCAAGGCUGGAAGCUGUAUUAAACAAAAUGCAAACAAAGUCAGUCUAGAGUGACUCCAGGAGAUAUGAGAUUAGCACUAAUUAAUUUUUGCUUUGUUUAAGUACAUUAGUUCUUACAAACUUAAAAUUCUAUUCUGCUUGGAACAGGUUUCCUGGGUUGAUGUGCUGAAUAGUUACUGGUGUAUAGAUUCUGUGUUGCUAAUUUACUGAUGUGUGCUAUACGAAACUUUGCUUCAGUGUGUAGCUGAUAUUCUUAAUCUAUUUGUGGCAUAGUUACAUUACAAAAUGUAUGCUUCAUAGUUUUGCAUGUAUAUUGACAAAAGUUUCCCUGUUGCUUAAUAUUUUGAGAUAGACGGUGACAAAGGUAGUUCUCAAGGUUGCUAAAAACCUUGAAGAAAUUGUAAAGGACAUUUGGAAAUGCUUGUUUUAUUUUACACUUUAGUUUUUCAGGAAUUUAGGUUGAGUUAGUACACAAGUUGUUUUCCAUGGUGGGGAUGGGCCAAGCGUCAGCUCGUUAACACACUGCAUUUUUUGGUCAUUUUUUUCUUGAAGGCUACAGCAUACAAAUGAUUGCUGCUUGUGAAAUCUGUAAAUGCUGUUUGGAUGGGAGAGUUUUAAAAGGGGUGCUAUUGAUAGCUGAUUAUACAUGGAUUUAAGUUGAAACAGUGAAAACAGUGUUUUGUCAACAGUGUAAACGAAUUCAGGGUUUAAGCUAACAAAAGACUACUUUCAAAGAUUAAAGUGGGCAUUUGAUAACAGGCUUUGCUCUUAUACCGAUGUGUCUUCACCUCCGCGAUGCACAGUACAUCUCAGUGGAAAGUAUGGUAUUUUAAUUCAGCACGCCGGAAAUCAAUCAUAAACAGACAUUUUGGCCAGUACAUAGUAACACAUGUAGUUGUUACUCUUAUCAAAGAUGCUAUUCGCCGUAGAAGGAAGUGAAAUGCACUGAAACUAGCUUUAAAUUUUCUAAAGGAGGCCUACUCGCUAUGAUUAAAGUGAAUAAAAAGUGAAACAGCCUCCAACUGCAGCAAAAUAAACAAGUUGUCAAUGUCCUUUUUGAAACAGUGUUUAUCUUUGGUUUUCGCACUGCUUCAAUACCAGUUUCUCUUUCAGUCUUCAGACUUAGAUUUUGCACUUUGUGAAAGAAAUUUGCUUAUUAAAAGUAUCCACAUGAA